UUUAUUUUGAAAACUGAUUUCAAGUUUUUUUUGAUUGUCCACCAAAUUUGGCACCAAAUCCGGUGAUAAUUACAAUCAUUUCCUUUGUUUGUUUUAUGACAGAUAUCUUCAACAAUAUGUUCGGAAGAGUUACUUUCUAUCCAACACUUCUUUACAAUAUUUUUAUGUCGAAAGUAUCGACGAGACGAUGGUUUGACCGAAUCGACGACAACUGUAUAUUAGGAGCGCUUCCCUUCAGAUCUAUUACUCCUCAGUUAAUAAAAGAAGAAAAAGUCAGAGGAGUUGUUUCAAUGAAUGAAGACUUUGAGCUUAGAUUUUGGGUGACAACACCUGAAGAAUGGCAACAAUUGGGUAUCAAAUUUCUGCAAUUAAAUACCGCAGACAUAUUACACGCCCCGACUCAGGACAAGUUGAACCGUGGCGUACAAUUCAUGCAACAAUUUAUGGGAACCGAUAGCUCUGUUUAUGUUCACUGCAAAGCUGGUCGUACAAGAAGUGCCACAUUAGUUGCCUGUUAUCUUAUGAAUAAACACCAGUGGAAACCACAAGAAGCGGUAGAUUUUAUGAAAUCAAAAAGAAGUCAUAUUCUUCUGCGAUCUAAACAAUGGGAAGCGAUUGACAAAUAUUAUGAUCAAAACAUCACUAAUAGUAGUGACAAACAGAAUAAUAUAAAUUUGACAUAA
Messenger RNA from Oppia nitens, 683 nucleotides. It is a transcript of the gene PTPMT1, whose product is annotated as phosphatidylglycerophosphatase and protein-tyrosine phosphatase 1-like. Gene Ontology annotation, molecular function: protein tyrosine/serine/threonine phosphatase activity; phosphatidylinositol-4,5-bisphosphate 5-phosphatase activity; phosphatidylglycerophosphatase activity. Lineage: Eukaryota; Metazoa; Arthropoda; Arachnida; Sarcoptiformes; Oppiidae. Gene Ontology annotation, biological process: protein dephosphorylation. The transcript has 3 exons. The coding region runs from base 96 to 683 and encodes 195 amino acids. The record is from RefSeq and is a predicted model, not a curated record.